Molecule: messenger RNA, 1134 nt
Organism: Desarmillaria tabescens
Lineage: Eukaryota; Fungi; Basidiomycota; Agaricomycetes; Agaricales; Physalacriaceae
Exons: 1
Coding region: 279-896 (205 amino acids)
Source: RefSeq, a predicted model, not a curated record
GUUUGUAUAUAUAUCUGUACUUAAAACUGCUUGACUAGUACGAUAUGCCUUCCGAUGUGAGCUCGUCGGCAAGACCAAGACCAAGACCAAGACGAUGGCGGGACAGACGAACACCCUCGCUAGAGCUCCAGGUCCAGAUCCAGUUCGCCGACUCCCUGCAACCACCUUGCACUGUCAUCACCUCGAGAUUCCAGAUGGCGCGAAGAUGACAUCUCGCCCAUCCGGUCGAUAUCCUGGUCACCUUUGGGUCGACAUUACCCUAGCGUGAGCAGAGCGUCAUGUUGGAAUUACUGUGGCUGUACGAGCCAUCGGAAUCAACCGGCUCCGAACCCGUUACGUACCGUACCCGCCGUUUUCUUUUCUUUACCGUUUACCUCCACGUCGACGUACAUAGGCUAAACGAGUUGCUCUUAUCGUCCCCCCCCCCGUGCUCGAAUCUCAACACGUCAUCCCCUUCAGCAGUGCGAGCGACUAUACCCGAUGACGUGGACGCACCUGCCUCGAUUGCCGAUAUUGCUCAACCGUCCAGACCUCCAGAUUUAAAGGGGAAAUCAAGAGCUAGCGGCGAACCCCAUGAUGAUACCUUCAGUGCUCCACUUGACGUGAAGGGAAAAUCUAGGGCAAAUACACCCCGUCUCUCUCCGGUACUCUCCAACGUACCCGAAACCUCAUGCGUGCGGUCCAAGAAGCCUAUUCGUACAGCUUUGAACUCCUUACGUGCACAUCUGGGUGCGACUUCGGCGUCAUUGUCGUCGAGUCCGAAUUUACUCUCCCAGUUAUCGUCCGGCGGUGAGAGUAGGAAAAGGGAGGAUAACUCUGCUGAUAUGUCGUUGGGGGAUAAAUUGCGGGUUUUUCGUAAUGUUGACCUUGGAUAUAGAUGCGUCAGGUUAAUAUGAACGUUGGUUGGCUAGCAGGUGUGCUGCAUUUGUUCGUGUACCGUUUCUUGUGCAAGACUGUCCGUCGUCCCCCUUUGACUGGCCGGCUCGAUUAUGUCGCCAGCUGAAGACUGAAUCAAGCCCGGUAUUUGGGGAAGAGAAGAGGGGCAUGUCGUUCCGGCAGUGAUGACCUUGCUGUUGUUUGUGUAUUCAACUACGAAGCCUCAGUAAAUCAAUCCAAAGCUACCAAUGAAUACCU